AUGAAGGCGGCGAGUGAGGCCAACUUCGCUACGCGCGAAGGCCGUACGACAUGGCAGCAGAACAUUCGCACUAUCUUUAUCUGCUUUAUCGUAUCUUUCGCGACACUCCAAUACGGUCUCGACAUAUCUAUUAUCAAUGGAGCCCAGGCGCUAAAGGGAUUUCUCAUCGUUUUUGGGCACCCAAACCCAAAGGCACCGCAGGGCUAUGGUAUUGCGACCUCGUUCCAGCAGUCAAUCACCAGUCUUAUGAACAUCGGUGUUAUUGUCGGUUCUCUCACACUUGAGUUCUUCUCCCACCGGCUAGGCCGUAGAAAGAACUUUAUUGUAGGUUCAGCGGCGGCAAUUGGUGCGAACCUGAUCCUCGUCCUUUCUACGAAUAAGAGCGCCAUCAUUUUUGGACGUUUUCUUUUCGGCGUCUCGAAUGGUCUUUAUAUCGGAUUCACAAGUUUAUACAUCUCUGAGGUUGCGCCAUCGCAUCUUCGUGGUGCGUUGGUUACCUUCGUUCAAGUGUCAGUCUGCAUUGGUACUGUUAUUGGUGCAGUCGUCAAUAACGCAACGAAACACCUUGAGUCGCGCCUCUCUUACCAGAUCCCUUUAUUCACCCUCUUUGUUAUUCCGGUAUUCUGCAUCGCCAUGUCUUUCUUUAUUCCCGAGUCCCCUCGAUGGCUUGUUCUGAAGGGACGACGUGAGGAUGCCCGAACUCACCUUUACCGUUUGCGAGGGUCUUCCUUCCCUGUCGAACUCAUUGACGCCGAGAUAGCUGCCAUUGCUGAGGCAAUUGAGGCAGAGAAAGAAAACACCUUGCGUGGAUGGGGAGCUGUUCGUCUCAUGUUCAGUGACUCUGAGCGCCGCCGGACCCUUCUCACCAUGGCUGCCGGAACCAUGCAUGGGGCAUCUGGCUUCCCGUUCAUCUCCAGCUACAAAACUUACUUCUUCCAGAUUGCGGGGUCUCAGAAGCCUUUUACCGACUCCAUUAUCGUUACCACCGUGUCUCUUAUCGGAGCCUUCUCCGGUGUCUUCCUCAAUCGCUUUGUCGGGCGCCGCCGGGUUCUCCUAUUUGGAUUCACUGUUCAGGCUGCUCUUAUGCUUGUCAUAGGAACUGUUUGGACUGUUAGUCCAGGCACCGUCACCACCGGCAAGGUCAUCGUCGCUAUGGUCGUUAUAUUCCAGUGCCUCUAUGCUGCUAUCGUUGGCCCUACCUCAUGGAUUGUUGCUAGUGAGAUUCCUAAUAACCGACUCCGGGCUAUGACCUUUGGCUUUGGUAACGGUGUGGGCUUUCUCGCAUACUUUGUGAUUGCUUUCACGACACCUUAUUUCAUCAACCCCGAAGCUUUGAAUAUCGGCCCGAAGGUUGGGUUUAUCUGGCUCGGAUCCAAUCUGAUUACCGCGACAUUUAUUUUCUUCUACCUUCCGGAAACUCACCGGCGCUCCCUCGAAAAUAUCGACGAGAUGUUUUACAACAAGAUACCCACCCGCAAAUUCAAGAGCUACGAAUGUACAGGGGUUGUCCAGCGCCCUACCGAAAGCGAGAAGGCAAUUGCAACUGAGUCUGACUCCGGCACGACUGCGCACGUUGAGAAGCGUCUAAGUCGCGAGACAUAG
Molecule: messenger RNA, 1602 nt
Organism: Parascedosporium putredinis
Lineage: Eukaryota; Fungi; Ascomycota; Sordariomycetes; Microascales; Microascaceae
Source: the annotation of a GenBank genome assembly